Molecule: messenger RNA, 1776 nt
Organism: Knipowitschia caucasica
Lineage: Eukaryota; Metazoa; Chordata; Actinopteri; Gobiiformes; Gobiidae
Source: the annotation of a GenBank genome assembly
AUGCUAACCGCCAGCUGCAGAAUCAUAUCAGCUCUGAUCAAAGUGACUGCAGUCUCCAAAGUCAAACGCUCCCCGAACGUGUCCCAAUCUGGCGACGAUUCAUCUUCCGCGAAUCAUUUCUCUCCUGUGGUUGAUGGUGCUCACCUGGUCUCCUCUGCCCCCCACAGUCGCCCCGGCCUGCUCUCCUCUGAUCCCUCGUACCCCUGGUUAGCUGACUCCUGGCCGGCCCCCAGCCUCCCGGUCACCAGCAGCUCCGGAGGGCCCAACGAGCUCAGCAACUUCGGCCGCUCAGAGCACUCUGGACAGGAGAAGAGCGCCACCAUGCUGUCGGACGGAGCCAUCUACAGCUCCAUCGACUUCACCAGCAAAGGCAGCUACAACAGUCCCUGCAGCCAGCCCCAGUCCUGCCAGGCCACGCCCUACGCCACCACACAGAUCCUGCACUCCUCCAGCAUCCACGAGCUGGCCGUGGAGCUGCCCGACUCCCAGUGGAAGACCUCUCUCCAGACCAAACACGACAUGGCCAGUCUGGGAUACUCUCUGCCCGAGAAGGGCUCUUGCAACAACACCCUCCUUUUCAUUCCUGACCACCGAUUGGCCGAGGGGCUGUCUAACAGAAUCCCGCACAACCAAUCGCAGGACUUCAGCUCGGGCAGCUCAGAGCGCAGCAGCCAAUCAGCCCCCCCGGCCCCCCCGCGGCCCCUGUCCCCCUCCCACACCUACAGCUACAUCACACAUGGUCUGGACGAGACGGAGGAGGAGGAGCUGCUGGACACGGACGGCGAGCUGAGGCCGCCACAGUACCACCCCCACCGCCGCCUGCUGCUGCGGACCCCCGGCUCCAGCACCGGGGACCUGGACCUGGACAGCUCCGUCACCGGCUCCAUGGUGAACGGCUGGGGCUCGGCGUCUGAGGAGGAGAACGUGUCCUCGGGUCGCUCCAGCGCCGUCAGCUCCUCGGACGGAUCCUUCUUCACGGACGCUGACUUCGCUCAGGCCGUGGCGGCGGCGGCGGACUACCAGGGGCUCCGGGCGGGGCCCAAGUACGGCACACAGGGACCGGAGGGCGGGGCCAACUCAGCACGAAAAUACCAAAUAAUGGGUCAUGGUGUGCGGCCGGCCAGCCCCGUGUCCACAGACAGCUCCAUGAGCCUGGCCGCGGUGCAGAGGAGGCCCCAGAGGAAGCACAAGCAGCACCCUGGGGGGCAGCACCUAGGAGGGCAGCACCCUGGGGGGCAGCACCCUGGGGGGCAGCACCCUGGGGGGCAGCACCCUGGUGGACAGCACCCUGGUGGACAGCACCCAGGAGGGCCACACCCUGGGGGGCCGCGGCGGGAAGCAUACAGCGAUGAUCUGCCGCCUCCCCCCGUCCCCCCUCCAGCGGGGCCCCAGUCCCCCACACACCCCUGUAAGACCCCCGAGGGCCGAGGCGUGCUCUCCCCCAAGGAAAAGAGAGGAGGCAGCUACCGGCCCCGAGACCCCCCCUCCGGGCCCCGGGACCCCUGCUCUGAGCACAGAGGGUCUGCGGAGAGGAGAGAGGGCGGGGUUAAAGGCAGCAAGACCCGUCAGCAUACAGGCUCGGAGGACAUCCUGCCUUACAGUCGGCCUCAGUUCCCGUCGGUGAACGGCCCUCAGCCCAGCUCCUCCAGCUCCAUGUCCUCCAGAGGGUCUGGGGGCCGCAGGAGAGGGGAGGGGCCCACGAGGAGGAACCAGGCUGACACCACAGGGGCCUUCACACCGGGGGAGGAGGAGGAGAGAGAGACGCUCGAGAGCUGA